This is a messenger RNA of Geodia barretti, 855 nucleotides long. Lineage: Eukaryota; Metazoa; Porifera; Demospongiae; Tetractinellida; Geodiidae. The record is from the annotation of a GenBank genome assembly.
AUGGCAACCUGGGUCGUCGGCGAUGUGCAGGGGUGUUUUAGCACUUUCAGGCGCCUUCUGGACCGUAUCGAGUUCCGCCCCGAACGUGACCGGCUGUGGUUCGCGGGCGAUCUGGUCAACCGGGGGCCGGACUCCCUCGGCAUGCUGCGCUGGGCGUACCGGCACCGGGAUUCGAUCGUCUGCGUGCUUGGAAAUCACGACCUGCACCUGCUGGCGCAGCGCGAAGGUGUGAUCCCCGCCCGCCGCCGCGACACCCUUGUUCCGGUGCUGGCCGCACCUGAUGCCGAUGAUCUUUGCGACUGGGUCGCGGGGCUCCCCUUCGUCCAUCGGGAGGACGGCUUCCUUCUCGUGCACGCGGGAGUGCUGCCUCGGUGGGAUCUCUCCGACAUCGAAGCCGCGGCGGGGGACGCCAAGGGUGCCCUCGCCGAGGAUCGCGGUGGUUUCUUGCGCGCGCUCUAUUCCGUAAGGGGCGACGGCCCGCGGCGGAAGAAGAACGCUGAUGAAGCGCCGGGCCCGAACGGUCCGGCCGGCGGGCGGCACCUGGCGGGCGCGACCGCCGCAUCCGUGUUGACCCGGAUACGGAUCGUGGACGCCGCCGGAAUCCCGUCUUUCGCGUUCGACGGCGUUCCCGAAACCAUCCCGCCGGGUCAUCGGCCGUGGUUCGAAAGCGUUUCGCUGCCCGCGGGAAUGACCGUGCUCUUCGGCCACUGGGCCGCGCUGGGCCUGAUGGUUUCGGAGCGGGCGGUGUGCCUGGAUUCGGGUUGCGUCUGGAACGGCUCGCUGACCGCGCUGCGCCUGGAAGACGGCGCCCUUAUGGUCCAACCGGCGGCCGAGGGCGACGGGCAGCCUCUGUAA